Messenger RNA from Myripristis murdjan (pinecone soldierfish), 1420 nucleotides. It is a transcript of the gene ap4s1, whose product is annotated as adaptor related protein complex 4 subunit sigma 1. The transcript has 7 exons. Gene Ontology annotation, biological process: protein transport. Lineage: Eukaryota; Metazoa; Chordata; Actinopteri; Holocentriformes; Holocentridae. The record is from RefSeq and is a predicted model, not a curated record.
CUCCAGGAGCAGUUAGCAUGUACGGCUGCAGCUAACCGAGGAGCCGGGGUCUACCUGCCGAGGAGCCGGGGGUCUACCUGCCGAGGAGCCGGGGUCAGUGAGCUGAGGAGCCGGGGGUCUACCUGCCGAGGAGCCGGGGUCUACCUGCCGAGGAGCCGGGGGUCAGUGAGCUGAGGAGCCGGGAUCUACCUGCUGAGGAGCCGGGGGUCUACCUGCCGAGGAGCCGGGAUCUACCUGCUGAGGAGCCGAGGGUCAGUGAGCUGAGGAGCCGGGGUCUACCUGCUGAAGAGCCGGGGGUCAGUGAGCUGAGGAGCCGGGGUCAGUGAGCUGAGGAGCCGGGGGUCAGUGAGCUGAGGAGCCGGGGAACAGCGGAUCAUUUCAGCUCUUUUAUGAGUUUUGUUUUCAGGAGCCAGCCCGCCUGCGGACUCAGUCAAUCAGAGGAUGAUAAAGUUUGUGCUGAUGGUGAACCGGCAGGGUCAGACCCGCCUGUCCCGCUACUACGAGCCGGUGGAGCUCAGCAGGAGGGCGGCGCUAGAGAGCGAGCUGGUCCGAGUCUGUCUGUCCCGCUCCAAGGACCAGUGCUCCUUUGUGGGACUUUAGGACUUCCGGCUGGUGUACCGUCAGUACGCUGCGCUCUUCAUCGUCGUCGGCAUCAGCGACUCGGAGAACGAGCUGUCCGUCUACGAGCUGGUCCAUAACUUCGUGGAGGUUUUGGAUAAAUACUUCAGCCGAGUGAGUGAACUGGACAUCAUGUUCAACCUGGACAAAGUUCACAUCAUCCUGGACGAGAUGAUCCAGAACGGACACGUCGUGGAAACCAACAAGAGCCGCAUCCUGGCGCCGCUCACCGCGCUCGACAAGAUGGCCGACGGCUGAAGGCUGACGGCGUGCGGGACGACCCGAGGCUGCAGCUUUAAUGCGACUCAUGGAGCCACUAGAGGGCGCUCUAACCAAGUCUUGGCUUUGGUCUCCCUGCUUUAAUGAUCCAGUUCAUUUUCAUGAAUGAAAAGCGUCAGCAGAUUUACAGACUCUGGAUUUUUUUUCUUAGUUUGUUUCUUUUCUUCCUUUGCCUUUUACAUUUCCUCUUUUCCUCCACUUCCUGUUUUUCUUUCUCCAUAUUGGUGUUAGGUGUAACGUUUGCAUUUUUUAUUUUCAUGUCUUUGCAUGAGCAGAAAAGUGAAGUGCAGCUUUUUGGGCUGAGCCGUAUCAGCGUGUUGAAGAAUCCUCGGGCUGGAAAGCACAAAGAAUAUUUUCUGUGCAGUAAAUCAACAGCCGGCCCACAAACCACCAGGACAAGCAGCUUGAUUCAUACUUUGCAAACAUUUUAAUGAUUAUUUCUUGGAGCAUACACAUUUGAAAAUAUCUGUUUACCUCAAACUGCAACUUGAGUAAAUAAAUGUUAUAAUAUACAAAGAAAAUA